Uranotaenia lowii is the source of this 6414-nucleotide messenger RNA. Its product is annotated as zinc finger protein 32-like. NCBI's taxonomy places the organism in Eukaryota, Metazoa, Arthropoda, Insecta, Diptera, Culicidae. The transcript has 5 exons. Gene Ontology annotation, molecular function: zinc ion binding; RNA polymerase II cis-regulatory region sequence-specific DNA binding; DNA-binding transcription activator activity, RNA polymerase II-specific. The coding region runs from base 5102 to 6307 and encodes 401 amino acids. Gene Ontology annotation, biological process: regulation of transcription by RNA polymerase II. The record is from RefSeq and is a predicted model, not a curated record. Gene Ontology annotation, cellular component: nucleus.
UCCUCCUAUCCAUUAAGAACUUUGCAGACUCAAUUUAUCUGCAAAGGUCGACCAACUCUUUAACUGACCUCGGAUCUUGAGUAACAACUUUUUCAAAGUAAAAUUGAUUAAGGUUUUUUCGUAAGUAGAAUAAUUGCUGCAUUUCACUGAAUGGAACCGAAAUCCACCGGAACAAAAGAGACAUCGGCCCUUAUUCUGCGCCGCGCGUGACGUGAUGAUUGUCACCUCACCUCGUAGUCACCGUGAGAUUUGUCACCUUAUUCCCGGAGUCGAUAUGGGUAAAGUGACAGAGGUUCAUUCUUAGUGAGUGGUCAAAUGAACACACCUGUCAAAAUGGUAGAAUUUAGCUGGUGCUGUUUUGAAUUUGCUCUCGCUUCGGAUUUUCCGAAUUCGGUUUUUGUGUAACGGGUUAGAAUUUUGGUUCGAAAAUGGCCAUCAUCGGAUUGUACGGCCACAGCAAGCUGCUUGAGGAUAAUAAACGGACGAUUUGUGCGAGGUAAGUAGAAAUUUUGCUCAUCAAAGCUGGGUUCGGAUCUGCAUGAGUAUUAUUGCCGAAAAAACCAAAAUCAGAUGCCGACGGCUCCGAAUAGUGCCGGUUUAUAUAUUUUCCCCAACCGAGGUUACCACCGUGGCAUGCCGGAAAUUGCAGAUCCGAACAGUUAGUUGAUUGUGGCGUACUGAUUCUUUAGUAAUUGAUUUUAUUGUUAUUUUUUAGAUUUGGAAAAGUGGUCGCAAUUUUAGAACUGAACAAGAACUUACAACAUGACAUCGCCAUCUUCGAGGCUGCGCCACAGGAAAGUUGUAUUCCGUCGAAAAAGCAUUCAGCCGAUUUUUUAUAAAAACUGAUCGAGGCCUGUGUUGUAUGUAUCUUAGAAGGCAUCACUUCCCUCCACAUCCCCAAACUACCGACCGACCAAACCAAACUUUCCGAUGCGAAAACGCCAUGACCCAAGAACGGAAAUAAGCCGGAAAACAUUGGAUUUGCGGACCAGUUGAGGUGGAACAACAAAAGUAAUUUUUUUUUACAUAUGUCGGGAAAGGUUUCGAGGAAAAUAACAGUGAAAAUAAACGGACUAACUGCUAAUAUUUUAUUUUCAAAGUGUUCGUGUUUUCACGUUUUCACAUUUUGCAAAAAAUCAAUAAAUAAAAAAAAAUACAUAUUUGCUUCCAUCUUUUCAAAACUAUUAUUCUUUAUCAUUUAAUUAACUAUUUAAAGCCUUUCAUUCCCAUGUAUAUAAAUUUUCUGUUCAGUUUCUUUUUCGUCACAAUCUGAAAAAGUACCGACAAUCCUCAUCGAUUGCCGAAUUAGUUCAGCGAAUCUAGAUUUGUUCGUGAAAAUUAUUUUUAAAAUGGUCAUACUUUAAUGUUGUUGAACUUUUAGAGCCAAUUUAUUCCCUGUUUCAUAAAUUUUUCAUUGAAUUCCUUUCUCGUCGCCACCUGAAAAGGUACCGACAAUUGUCACCUAAAAUCGUCACCCGAAUGCGACGAUUCUCACCCACGGUGACUACGAGAAUAGGGUAAGAACUCACAAAGUUCAUCCGAAGUGACGUUCCUCACCUAAACCGACUGCUGGAAUAGAGUGACUUGGGUGACUCUACUAUUGUCACGUCACUCGAGGCGCAGAAUAAGGGCCAUCGCCGAAUUAUAUGAUGCAAAAGACUCGUCUUCGCCUUGCAGUCGAGUAUCAAUUUCUUGAAGAAGCAAUUCGUCGUAGUGGGGGGGUAAAUAUUGCUCCCUGAAUUUUCUUUGGAAGUCUCUCCAUGAUUCAAAUCCAUAAUAUUUUUCUCUGUACCACCUUAAGGCAGAUCCUUGAAGGAGAUGGAAAACCGAAGACAACAUAUCCUGAUCCGACACUUUUUCCGCGUUUUGCAAAAUGGAAACCGAAUCAAGAAAAUCGUUUGCGCUUAGACCUCCUUCACCCGAAAAAGUUAAUUUCCACUGGUGAACAGGUUUACCAUUUGAUCUGGUUUGGGACGAGAAGGAGUUAUUAUGCUGCGAAAAAUCAUUGCGAUAUGAACGGUUAACAUCACGAUUCAGAAAACUUUCAAUGUUAUUGAUAGAAUUGCUUAAUUGCUCCAAUUUUUGAGUGAGCGAACCGAUUUCGCUCCUAUCGACUUCACCAAUUUCACAAGAUCGAUUCACACCUCCGGCAGGCGUGGCAUUACUAUUGCGCGACCUAUCAUCAAGAAAAGUAUCUCGUAUUGGUUUAUCACAUGUUCUAUCGUAAGUUGUAGAAUUGGCACAAAAACGGGUUUUACGAACUGCACCUGUAUCACACCCCGGUGUUCUAAGAACAGAAUCGUAAGGCGGUAAUUCCUCACCGUCUCCAAUUGCAACUUCAACAUUGAUUUUAUUCAUGAUUUGAUUUACGCGUUUUUCUAAGUCCCCAACCGUUCUGUCUAACUUUUCGUCCGUUACUGUAUUUGCGUCGCUGAUGUCUAAAGCACUCGCACCGAAUUCAUCGGGAAAGUUUUGUUGCAAGUCCUCUGCAAGGCAACUGAUCUGGAUAGCUAUCGUUUCCCUAUCCCUUACAACAAUAUUAUCAUCUGAUGAGAUACGAGAGGCGCGCUGCUGCAAAUGGUAAAGUUGCGAAAUAUAGGGUUUAACUUUAACAAAAUCUUUAAACAUCAAAGCAUCAGCCAGAGAAGGAAUCAUUUCUUCCAAAUAUUCAUGCAAAAUUCGGAUCUCCUGCUCAAAAUCAGUAGCAACCUCUGCUUUCGGAGUAAUGAUAUCCCCCCUCUGUUCUUUGCAGAUAGUUUGAUUUAAAAUUUUUAUUUUCAAUCCAUCACUAAACGAUUUCGAAAUUUUUCUUAUUGAACAUUCGUAAUCGAAUUGUUCAGGAAAUAAAUCAGUGACCACCAUCGACAUAUUUAAGCUGUAUUAGUGGAAUCGUAAGGCAACUAAAUUCAGAUUCGAAAUAAACAGUUCAAAGAAAAAAAAGAAGAUGACUUACCACCAAUGAAAUUUGUUACCUUUUAACAACACCGUGAAACUUCCGCAACAAUCCAAGCACUUUAUUAUCCUGAAAAUAUCUUAAACACUUCAAACUUUUGGUCUUAAAACUCCCAACCCACAAUUUUGAUUGCAGAAUAUCAAGAAUAUUCUCUUAGUCUUGUUUCAGCUUCGACUUCCGAAGGAAAUCGAGACGCUACAUUUGGCGCCCAACGUGGGGCUCGAACCCACGACCCUGAGAUUAAGAGUCUCAUGCUCUACCGACUGAGCUAGCCGGGCUGGGUUUGGAUGCCAAAACGUAUAGGCCGUUAACUCCCGAGAUCGUCGUUGACUCGAUUCACAACUUGCGCGGCACGUACUACUACGGCGAAUUUACGAGGGAAAAUACUUGAAGGCAGUAGGAUAAUAACCGCCUUACUCCGAUUUACUCCAAAAUGCAGCUUAUUUUACAAAAACCGACCGAACAACUCCAGGAUCAAAAAGCUAAGACCUCCAGGUUUUCUUUUUGGUCUCCAAGAAAACUCCAUUUUCCAUCCUCCCAUAGAAAAGCCACCUUUGGUAGCUCAUGAUGACUGUCAGAAUAACGAUAAGUUAUUCUGCUGUCCUUAUGGGUGGAAUUUCCAUUUUACCGAAAUUUCACCUCUCAGCACACAAAGAUCCACUCCCAAUAAGACUGACAUGAUACAUGGUCAAAUUAUGCAUUGGAGAUACUACGGAUAUUCCCACUUUGCCUACUACGGGCCGUUACAAAUUUUUAUUUUUGAUAUUCUUGUCAAAGUUUUUUUUUUCGACCACGGGGGGAGCACAUCAGCCAGUACGUAAAGCGUGACAUCCUCAACGCGAAUCCAAAUUACAGUAACUGCUGAAAAUUAUACUUAAAAUGUUAAAAUAUAUAACGUAAAAGAACGAUAGAAAUGUAAUUUAUUGAAAUAAUGAAAAUUGUUGAAUAAUCCGCUUAACCUGAAAAAGUAAGAUAAUCAAAUACAUGUAGUACACAGUUGAAUCACAGAAGCUGGGAAUAAAAAUGAAGCUGAAAAUGAAAUACUACACACGGAUCAACACAUUUGACUUGUUUUACGAUUUAAUUAAAUUCAUACACAGCUUAAAACUUUAAAAUUCAUAUAAUGAAAUUAAAAUUAACAAGGGCAAUCAAAAGUUAUGUGAAAGUAAGUAAGGAACGAAGUCACCUGAUUUUCAUUAUUCGACCAUAUGAAUCUGCUUCUCAUUGUCGUAAGCACUUCACUAUCAUUACCCGCACGAAAUCAUCAUUCUUGACCGUACCGCUUCAUUGAAUCGGACUUCGAUCAACCGCUGUACACAAUUUCUCCUACCCCAUUCUUUCUCCUUUCUGUUCUCCCAGUCACCAGCUAAAUUCUUAUUUAUUCUCCCUUUAGCUCUUCACGUCUUGUUUUUUUUUUCUCUCGGCCUACUUUUCUAAAUCCAAUCAUUUCGCCAACAUAACAAAUCAGGCUCUAGGCACGGUCUCGGAUCCAAUGUUCACACCAUCAAUGUAUGAAUGAAGAUUCCGCAAGAAAGGGACUAUCAAUGAACACUUUCGUGAAUUUCAUUAAGUAUUUUCACAAGUUUCACUUUGAAAUCGAUCGCGUUUUUAUAACCGUCUCAUACUCCUUAAAAUGAUUACACAGACUUUUGCAAACAAAUUUUGAAAUUUAUUUCCUAUAACUCAUCCCCACAACCGGCGUCAACACCCUAGCAUCACUCAAUGUGAAUUUUCGACCCGAAAUCGCCAUUAUUGGAAGCUCCAAACUUUGUUUCCCAUUCACAUGAAAUGUCUUCGACACUUUAAGUAGCACACUCCCAAAUUGAAUCAAAACAGUUUAUUUCUAUUAAAUUUUGGAAAAAAGACUAAUAUUACAUCGAAAAAAGUUUAAAAUUGCAUCUUUUUUCAAUUACACUCAAGAAAAAAUAGAUCACUCGUGUUUUAGAUCCCGUGUAUUUUUAGAAAUUUUUUGCUGUGUGUGGAAUAAAAUGGUUAUGUUGCAUUCACAAAUGGUCAAAUAAAAACAAGCGUGAUGAAAUCUUUCUAAAUCACUUGUUUAUUUACAUUAUUGCAUGUACUGGUCUCGAUAUUUUAAAGUGAAAAGUGUUUGAAUAAUCGUCUAAAGCCACAUUAAUCGCAUCCUUAUCAAUGGAAUGUGCUAAGGGCCCAAUAUCUGGAGUUUGUCGUCUUUGCUUGACACGUUAUAUCGUGCCGGAAAUGAUAAUCCUUAAUAAAAAUCAGCAGUAUGUUGUAGAAAUCAAACAAAUCACUGGAAUCAAUGUAAACCCAAUUACGGACUGCUGUAUCUAUAUGUGCUCGAGUUGUCAAACUGUUUUGCAGCAAUGCAUUGAUUUUCGUACAACUUGCGUUCAUAACGAUACUAUAUUUCAUCAGUUGUAUUCAAAUGAGUUUACCGAAUGUGCAGAAACGGAACUCAAACCAGAACAGCUUUAUAUACCAGUAGUCAAAGUGGAGACCGAACUAGAAUACGCGGAAGCAAAAACCGAACCGCUAUCAACCGACAGUGCAGAGGACAUCGGGUUUGAAGAUGUGCUUGCGGAAUGUAAUUCUAACUCAGAACCAGAAACAAGAUCUACACUUUCCUUUGAAGCGCCGCUGAAAGUUCCAAAAAAACGGGGCCGGAAACCGAAAGGAACUCCGCAAAAAGAAUUGCCAGAGACGGAAGUUAAAAUUCAUAAAAAGCGGGGCAGAAAACCAUUACCUGGUCCAAAGUGCAAGAAAGAUGAAUCAAAACGACAAUGCGAUAUAUGCGGAGUUAUGGUACGGCAUUCUUGGUUUACUAAGCAUAGAGAAAUACACGACCCCAAUCGAAAACUUUUCGAAUGCACUUACUGUAACAAAGCCUUUCCUCACGAGAAGCAAUUGAAACAUCAUGUUAAUGCAGUGCAUACACGUGCACAAAAAUACGAAUGCCAACAAUGUGAUAAAUCGUAUUGGCGACCAAAUACAUUACAUCAGCAUAUAAUAGCAACACAUUCUGGAGAAAAACGGUACGCUUGUAAAAUUUGCGAUGUAAAAUUCAGCCACCCAUGCCAUCGAUUGCACCACUAUAAGACGCGACAUUCUGAAGCUCGUCCUCAUGCUUGCGAAUACUGCGACAGAACGUUCAAAGUGAAGGGCGAUUUGACACUACAUGUACGAACGCAUACAGGCGAGAAACCGUUCAAGUGCGACAUUUGUGGAAAAACGUUUGCCAAGAGCUAUAACGUUGUCAUUCAUAAAAAGUCACAUCAAAAUGAACAAGAAAGAUUGGAAAGAAAAAAUCAACAAGUUGAAGGAGCUGCCGCGGCACCUUUACCAUUGAAUCCAUUUACAAAUUAUAUGAACAUGUGAUUGUGACAAGUGUAAACUUAAUGCGUGAAUGAUACAAAUACAACAAAUGAUGUUAUAAACGAUAUGUUUUAUAAAAACCUGUAAUAGAUGCUUACGCAUAUCCAUUC